AUGGAAAUCAACCUCGAUGGUUCGCACAGCGACAUAGACAAACACGAAUUUUGUCUGGGGGCUUCAGCUUAUCAAGAGGAACUACCGCACAGGGCAUCAAUUACCCUAGCUACGCCACUGGAUCAAGACUUUGUAACAAAUGAAAUGCUACACAGAUUGCAGCCCGAAGGAACAAAAGCCUCAAAAAUGAAGUUCAACAAAGCAGUAUCUGGAUCUCGUCGCAAAAACAGGGCUCGCCAUUUCAAUGCUCCUUCUCAUAUUAGAAGGAAAAUAAUGAGCUCACCUCUUUCCAAAGAACUUCGUGCAAAAUACAAUGUCAGAAGCAUGCCCGUUAGAAAAGAUGAUGAAGUUCAGGUAGUGAGAGGACAUUAUAAAGGUCAGCAGCUGGGCAAAGUUGUUCAGGUUUACAGGAAAAAGUUUGUAGUUUAUAUUGAACGCAUUCAAAGAGAGAAAGCUAACGGAGCUACAGUUCAUGUUGGCAUUCAUCCAUCUAAAUGUGUCAUUGUCAAGUUGAAGCUGGACAAAGACCGUAAGAAGAUUCUUGAAAGGAAAGCCUUUAGCAGAACUAAAGCAAUGGCAGAGAAAGGAAAAUACACUGAAGAAACAAUGGAAAGUUAAUGACUGCAAAUAUAUUAAAAUAAAUCUUUUGAAAUUUA
Molecule: messenger RNA, 656 nt
Organism: Biomphalaria glabrata
Lineage: Eukaryota; Metazoa; Mollusca; Gastropoda; Planorbidae
Product: 60S ribosomal protein L26-like
Exons: 5
Coding region: 1-618 (205 amino acids)
Biological process (GO): ribosomal large subunit biogenesis; cytoplasmic translation
Cellular component (GO): ribosome; cytosolic large ribosomal subunit
Molecular function (GO): RNA binding; structural constituent of ribosome
Source: RefSeq, a predicted model, not a curated record